This is a messenger RNA of Babesia bovis T2Bo, 1509 nucleotides long. RefSeq lists its product as uncharacterized. The record is from RefSeq and is a predicted model, not a curated record. Gene Ontology annotation, cellular component: cortical endoplasmic reticulum; Golgi apparatus. NCBI's taxonomy places the organism in Eukaryota, Apicomplexa, Aconoidasida, Piroplasmida, Babesiidae. Gene Ontology annotation, biological process: intracellular sterol transport; sterol metabolic process; sphingolipid metabolic process. The transcript has a single exon. The coding region runs from base 394 to 1476 and encodes 360 amino acids.
AGUAAGAUCAUUCUUAUAUUGCUCGGAUUUGUCGUAUUUUGGCAUUUCAUACACUAGUUAUCUUCUGUUCAUAUACAACGUCGCGCAUUUGACACAUUGUGCUCCGGUUACCUACUGUCAUUCAUAUGGUUUCAAUGAAAACGCACAGGCUGGAUGAUUCUAUUGUUAUACUUAUAAAACAUGGUUUACAAGAUAAAUGUGUAACUGGUUUUUCAUUAAGAACACAAUGUAGUAUUGAAUUCCUAACACAAAGAUAAGACUGUAUUCGAGGUUAUAUAAUUGGCUCGUGAUGUUUUAUUAUAAUAAUGCGCUAUGCACUUCGGCAGAAGUAUACGAUGAAGUAUUGAUACGCCAGUAUCUAAAUGUAGUCGUGGGUUUUAAAGCAACAUAAUAAUGUUGGUAUGUGUACACUGUGGAUGUGUCGUUCCGACACUGUAUCACGACAGCAGUAAAGAGAGUAUUUGUUUGGAAACCUGCGAUUCUUGUGGUCAGAUAGCUGAUAAAUAUGUCGAAUGGGACAUAUACAUAACUGCUAUCGAGCUGUUUUUGUUGAGAGUUGCAGUGUUUCGUCAUUUAAUAUAUAAUUUAAAUGCUAAUCCAACUUGUCGUGGUAUUCGAAUUAAAAGAACGCGUAUGUCACGUCUAUUGUUACUGUUUGCAUCCGCUGUGGUAUUAGAUGGUUACAGAGUAAUGGUAACUUGCCGAUUUAUGGCCAUGUCGAAAGAAUGGUGUGAUAUAGAUUCACUGCAUCAACAGGAAAACGUUCUGGAAUAUAGUGGACGAUUUUUCAAAGAUUACGAAAUGCCAUCCUUAAAGGCACAUUCUGAUGCUUUCAUAAUGGAAAAUAUGACAUUAUGUAGAGGCAAUGAAUCAACUACAAAUAUUCUGCAUAAUAUAGUCCAAGCUAUUUUGGCUUCAUCCCAAAUAAAAAUUAUCAAGGGGAGAAAAGAUAUGGGACUAUGCGUCGGUGUCAAGAAAUCGCGAAGUGUAAUUGAUAGGUUUUUUCUAUUGGCACUAGAGGAACCUUCACUCACUUCCUUUGGUAACCUAACGUGUCAGCAUUUUGGAGAGUGGACUACUCUCUUGUUGUGUGCAGUUAAAUUGUUAGGAUAUUGUGCAGCCAUUGGACUAAUCCAUAAGUUAUGUAGAAAAGGACGUUUUGAGGGGAAGUCACUAAAAAAUGCUUCACGAAGUGAAAGGAAACUCUUAUUAAACGUGGAAAAUGUAUCUUCUACAAUAGAUGUGAUGCUGGGUAUACUUUUGUGUAUACAUAUUAAGGCCCUUGUUCUAAUGAUGAUUAUAUGGUAUCCAAGGCUUCCAAUAUUAGGUGCAAUAGAAAUAUAUGCCUAUUGCAGCAAUGUUUUAGCUAUCAAUGCAGCAUCAAAUUUGUCAAUAAAAACUGCAGCUGCAGGGGUAUUAUGUGGUAUAUUUGUAAAAAUAUCAAUUCAUUGUGCAUGGUUGAUGAUCCAACAUUGAAUGUGAAUAAAGCUAGACAUUCCGUUCGUGGAU